Messenger RNA from Drosophila virilis, 1867 nucleotides. It is a transcript of the gene GPHR, whose product is annotated as golgi pH regulator. Gene Ontology annotation, biological process: intracellular pH reduction. The record is from RefSeq and is a predicted model, not a curated record. Gene Ontology annotation, cellular component: Golgi cisterna membrane. Lineage: Eukaryota; Metazoa; Arthropoda; Insecta; Diptera; Drosophilidae. Gene Ontology annotation, molecular function: voltage-gated monoatomic anion channel activity.
AUAGUUAUCGAUAAGUGAUUGACCGUUUAGCGUGCAUUCUGGCAACGCUGCUGUGGCCAUAUCGGCGUUUUUGUUUAUAUUGUUUGUUGGCAAUUUCCAUUCAACGAACGCUGACGAACAGGACAUAAACGAUCUUCAACUAAGCAAUGUCACUGCCCACGGAAUUAAGCAUAGCAACAUUGACAACCAAAGUAUAAAAUAUAGUGACUGCUUAAAAUGGCGUUUCUGGCCGACUGUGUUAUCGUGUUCGUCUCGCAGAUGCUCUUCUUUGCCGGCGGCUGGCUAUUCUUUAAUAAGCAACUAUUCAAGCACUAUGAGAUUCGUCACAUAUCCGUGCAGUUGAUUUUCUCCUCAACAUUUGCGCUGUCCAUAACAAUGUUUGAGCUCAUUAUAUUUGAGAUUAUUGGCGUACUGGAAUCAAGUUCUCGAUAUUUCCAUUGGCGUCUGGGUCUGACGCUUCUGCUGUUCAUGGUUACUGCCGUGAUACCUGUAUACAUUUGUUACUCUGUGAUACACAGCAUUUCCUUCUUUUCCGACAGAUGGGUGCGCAUUUUGACAACUCUCUGUUGGUUCGUCUUCCUCUACGGCCUUUGGCGCAUUGGUGAACCCUUUCCGCUGCUCAGCGCCUCACAUGGCAUUUUCACCAUCGAACAGGGAGUGUCACGUAUUAGCGUUAUUGGUGUGACUGUCAUGGCCAUACUCUCCGGCUUUGGUGCUGUCAACUAUCCAUACACCAGCAUGACCUAUUUUAUCAAGCCCGUUUCACGCAAUGACAUCAUAUGCUUCGAGCGACGUUUGGCUCUCACUGUCGAUAUGUUGACGGCCAAGAAACGCCGUAUUGCCAUGGCCGUCUACAAUCACAAUAAACAGCAUCCCACAAAGCCAAGAAUUUGGGAUAUGCUGACGUCAGCAGUGCAUCGCACAACUAGCUCUGGAGAGGACAUUAAUCAGCUUAAGCAGGAAGUAUACGGGCUGGAAGAGCUACAACGAUCCGUCUUUCUCGAGCUGAACUCACUAAAAAACAUGGAGGAGCGUCAACGUUGGUCGCAAACACUGCAAGGAAAAUACUUUAAUGUUUUGGGACAUUUCUUCAGUGUCUAUUGCGUCUAUAAAAUAUUUAUGUGCUGUAUAAACAUAAUAUUCGAUCGCGUUGGCCGCAAGGAUCCAGUGACGCGCGGCUUAGAAAUCGCCGUGCACUGGUGUGGCUUUGAUAUAGACUUGGCAUUCUGGAAUCAACACGUUUCCUUUCUUCUGGUUGGUUGUAUUGUGGUUACAUCCAUACGAGGUCUGUUGCUAACACUAACAAAGUUCUUCUAUCGCAUUUCAUCCAGCAAGUCAAGCAACAUAAUUGUGCUGAUUUUGGGUCAAAUUAUGGGCAUGUAUUUUUGCUCCUCAGUUCUGCUGAUGCGCAUGAAUAUGCCAGCUGAGUAUCGUGUGAUUAUCACUGAAGUGCUUGGCAAUUUGCACUUCAACUUCUAUCAUCGUUGGUUCGAUGUCAUCUUUCUGGUCAGCGCCCUGACCACCAUAAUUGUAUUGUAUUUGUCCCGCAAACCUGUUCGCGUUGACGAUACUGAUUUGCACUAAACCAAAAGUGGGGAGAUCAUGACAAGGUAUGAUUAGCUAGGCACAAUUGAUUGAGAAUCAGUUAAGUACCCUAUUUAAUGCAAGCUUUAAGUUAUAAAGUUACAUACAUAUAUAUAAAUCCAAGUAUACGCCAGUGUGUAUACUAAGUAUCUUAAGAAUACAUAGCGCAAAAAUCAAAGUUAUAUCAACUUAAGUAAAUUGAAGCAACGAACUGUUUUAAUAUAUAAAAUAAUUAUAUUGUAUUUAAGGUUAUGUUCCAAGAUAAAAGCUUCCAAACAGCAUA